GCACAAAGCGAGGUCCUCGACAAGUAACACAGGCAUGUCGCCAAAAUCAUCGCCGCCCAAUCACCAGCAUACCGGCUCUAUCCUUCGGGUACCGUAAGCUUGUCACACUCUGCUUAUUAUUGAUGCAGAUCAACCGGGUACUCACAAAACAACCCUCAAGUAUAAGUUACCUACGCCAAUUGUGGGUACAUGUCACGAAAACACAGGCAGGUUCGUGACCAAUUCAUGCUCAGCUCGUAAAGUUGUUCGGAUCCAAGCUAUGCCGCAUAGAGUCGCAAGGGAGUGGACAGGAUACAGCAUCCUUCUGACUCCAUGCCGGCUCAAUAUACAUGGGUUGCAAUAGGCGCGGAAUACCCACCGUCACAGCGGUACAUAACUCCAGGAGUGGAGAAGAUGACGAGAUUUGUUGUGUUCUCCACGGCCUCGGGCUUCAUUCAGUAAGCGGCGCCGGAACUCUAGAUUCUUCUGUGCCAAUAUUACACCUCGCAGGCGCCUAGAACUAUCACGUUAGCAUUCUCGCUGAUGCGGUCACGGUGUGAUUAUGUUGCCUACAUUUUGGGUGAAAUUAGCUGUGACAGAGAACGUGAUUUUAGGAGUUGUGUAAUCUCAUCAGAGCAGACCUAGGCAAGGCGCUUAUAUCAAAUAUAGUAACAUUCCUGCUGUACACCAUCUUCAUCAGGACAUCUGUUAUCUCUACCCUCCCAAACUAUGUCUCAACCUAUGUUGCUAGACACUUCAGCCACCGAGAGCGUUCAGCUCUACAGCAUUCGGAAGUCGGGGCUUCUGAACUUGAAAGAGUCUAUCAUCGCAGGCCUACAGGCCACUCCUAAGACCUUGCCAUCUCUCCUACUCUGGGAUGAUCAAGGUCUGCAAAACUUUGACGCUUGGACUCAGGCCCCUGACUACUACCCUAAGCGUUGUGAAUGGGAAAUUUUGACAAACUACCAGCAAGAUAUAGCCUCUCAAUUGCCAACAGGAUCUAUCAUCAUAGAACUGGGUUGCGGAAAUCUCGGUAAGACAGCAUGGCUGUUAGCCGCAAUAGAGCGCCAACAACGUAAGGUGCAUUAUUAUGCUCUUGAUGUAUCAGACGAUGCUCUGUAUAAAAAUCUUGGGAACCUCAAGACGCAGUUCGCCAACUCAGAAUGCAUCAGCAUAUCUGGGCUCAAGGGAACCUACGAUGAUUGCGCGGAAUGGCUCGCGGGCUCCGCUCAGCUUCCAGGCUCUACUGUGACUUUCUUAUGGCUAGGCAAUAGCAUUGCUAACCUCACCAAACUAGAGGCAAGCCUAUUAAUAGGCCAGUUUCGUCAGGCUUGUCGCAAGAUGUCGCUUGACUGCAACUUCUUGAUUUCCGCUGACUCAUGCGCUGUUCGAGAGAGCAUUCUCAAGGCCUACGACCCUAAUGAUGGCCCAUCACGAAAAUUCCUCCUUCACGGCCUUCAUCAUGCGAAUCGCUUAUUGGGGCGUGAAGUUUUCAAAGAAGCUGAAUGGGAAGCUGUCCCUACGUGGGAUGAAGAUCAACAUGAACUUCACUACAGUUAUGUUCCGAAUGUUGAUGUACAAUUUGAUCACGAUCAGAUACAAGUCUCCAUAAAGAAAGGAGAGCCGAUCCAUUACUUUAUGUCAGGAAAGUGGACGGAGCCACACGUAAACUCGAUCGCGGAGAAAGCUGGACUGAAAGUAGGCAGCGUAUGGAAGGACACGCAAGAACAAUACUGCUUCUACCUUCUUCACAACAAAUCAUAUUCGAUAGGUACAGAUGGUGGUAAAAGUCAACGAGCGUUAAUCUAG
Messenger RNA from Xylaria bambusicola, 1788 nucleotides. Its product is annotated as histidine-specific methyltransferase. NCBI's taxonomy places the organism in Eukaryota, Fungi, Ascomycota, Sordariomycetes, Xylariales, Xylariaceae. The transcript is spliced from 3 exons. Gene Ontology annotation, molecular function: methyltransferase activity. The record is from RefSeq and is a predicted model, not a curated record. Bases 709 to 1788 code for a protein of 359 amino acids.